Messenger RNA from Etheostoma cragini (Arkansas darter), 2146 nucleotides. It is a transcript of the gene abhd17ab, whose product is annotated as abhydrolase domain containing 17A, depalmitoylase b. Gene Ontology annotation, cellular component: plasma membrane; endosome membrane. The record is from RefSeq and is a predicted model, not a curated record. Gene Ontology annotation, molecular function: palmitoyl-(protein) hydrolase activity. NCBI's taxonomy places the organism in Eukaryota, Metazoa, Chordata, Actinopteri, Perciformes, Percidae. Gene Ontology annotation, biological process: protein depalmitoylation. The coding region runs from base 817 to 1782 and encodes 321 amino acids. The transcript has 5 exons.
GCUUCCGGAUGCGGUGAAACGGCAGCGAAGAAGGAAAACACCGCACGUAGCUAGCUACAUGGAUUAGUUUAAAUGACAAGACGCCAUCCAUAAAUGAGAGGAGACACCAGCACCUUCCAAAGUGGAUUCAUGAAGACAAUUACACCCGUCGGAAACGAUGUAUUUACGGUGUUUUACAUCAGGUGUCCGUAUAUAAGCGUUGUUUUUACUGAGUAGCCGUGUUUUUGUUUUCUUGCUAGCUGUUAGCUUAAGCCAGUGUAGCGUUAGCUGGUACGCGUAGACAAACGGCUUCUCCCUCCGGGAAAAAAAAGACUUGUCUUUAUUCUUGAUAUAUCACUCAAUUGUACAGACGUAGACUGUGCCGUGCGUGUUUGAUUGUGAUUGAAAAGCGUUCAGGAUUAGUUUUUGGUCACUUUGCAGGUAGACUGCUUUGGAAACGCUCGUUGCUUACUGUCAAAAACAAGUAACGCAAAGUUACAAAAGUUGUAGCCAGUUUUCCUAAAAUAUCCAGGGCACGUUUGGGAAACAAACCAUUGUGUCUGAAGUGACUCGUCAACAUCUCAACAACAAAAGGACAAAAUGGAUAUGAUCUGGACUUCAGUCCCCACACAGACAACACAGCAGAUACUUCAUAAAUAACACUUCCCUGUCAGUCCACCACUUUUCCUCCUCCUGCUGACAGGGCACUUUACAAACAGUAUCCUGUGUUUGAAUUUGACUGAAGUGGAGGAAGUCUACCUUGUUUUAUUUUUUGUUUCGGAUCAACUUCUUUUUCAACUUUAACUUAGAUUAGGCUCUUCAGCUCAACAGUGAAGGAUGAAUGGCCUCUCUUUCGGCGAGCUCUGCUGCCUGUUCUGCUGCCCGCCCUGCCCCAGCCGCAUCGCAGCCAAGCUCGCCUUCCUCCCCCCUGAGCCCACUUACGCCUUUCUUCCAGACCCAGAGGCUGUCCCUGCUGCACCGGGGGCAACAGGGACAUCCAGCCUGCGGGCGCGGAGUGUUGCAUCAGUUGCUGGAAGCGGAGGGGCCGGGCCUUUGGAUGGGAGGUGGAAGCUCCACCUGACGGAGCGAGCCGAGUUUCAGUACUCGCAGAGAGAGCUGGACAUGACAGAGGUGUUCCUCACACGAUCCAGCAGAGGAAACCGGAUCGGCUGUAUGUACAUUCGCUGUGUUCCUAAUGCCAGAUUCACAGUGCUCUUCUCCCACGGUAACGCAGUCGACCUGGGCCAGAUGAGCAGUUUCUACAUCGGCCUCGGCACCCGCAUUAACUGCAACAUCUUCUCCUACGACUACUCAGGCUAUGGCGCCAGCACUGGCAAGCCCUCUGAGAAGAACCUCUAUGCAGACAUAGAUGCUGCCUGGCACGCCCUGCGCACGCGGUAUGGCAUCAGCCCAGAGAAUAUUAUCCUGUAUGGACAGAGCAUUGGUACAGUACCCACUGUAGACCUGGCGUCGCGGUACGAGUGUGCUGCCGUUGUUCUUCACUCACCUCUUACGUCUGGCAUGAGAGUGGCCUUUCCUGACACAAAGAAAACGUAUUGCUUUGACGCGUUCCCCAACAUUGAGAAAGUGUCCAAAAUCACAUCCCCAGUGCUGAUCAUCCACGGGACAGAGGACGAGGUCAUUGACUUCUCCCACGGCCUGGCCCUGUUCGAGCGCUGCCCCAAGGCUGUGGAGCCUCUCUGGGUGGAGGGAGCGGGACACAACGACAUUGAAUUGUACAGCCAGUAUCUGGAGCGCCUCCGCCGCUUCAUAGGACAGGAGUUGGCAGUACAGCACGCCUGACCGUCCCCACCAGGAUCCUCAUCAACGUGGUCAUUACCAUUUUUCUGUGUCCAAGUUGGAGAUGUGUCCGAGUCAUCUCCCUCCACUUACCACGGCUUCCGGGGGUUUUAAUGCUUCACAUACUGGAGUGCUCUGUUUCCGGGGCACAGUACGCCUUUAAUGGACCAUGGUUUGAUGCGACAAGGAGAAAACAAGUGUGUUCAUAAACACCAGAAGUGCGUGAGUGUGAAAGUCUUCACAAACUGCAUUUUUCGACUGUUUUUUGUUUUUGUUUUAGCAGUUCCUUUUAACAGUACAGCUGCCACAUGUUACGUGGCAGCAAAUAUAUUCGGAUACUGUGCAAUAACGGGGACAGUGUCCACAG